AUGACGUCUCUGUAUAAUCAAGCACCUUCUGUAUCAGCAGUAUUCUCCCUCUACACAUCAUUUUCCGCAAUCAUGAUGCUUUUCCGCACAAUCUUCAACGACAUUGUGCCUAAGCGAAUCCAAGACUACAUCACUGGUAAAGUCGUAGACUUCUUCUUCUCUUCUUACCUCCCGACCAGGUUCACUUUCGUGAUCGAGAAAGAGUGGGACGACUCAGUCGAGAACGCAACUUUCCGUGCGGCCGAAGUUUACUUACCAACGCUUCUAUCAAGACUCUCCACCGGAAAACUCCUCGUGGGUUCGAGUAACCUAAAGAAUCCAGAGGCUCACACGAAGCUAGGGAUCCCUAUAGACACCGGAAUCACCGACGAGUUUGAAGGGAUUCACCUUGAGUGGACUCUACACUCUGUUGAAACUCCGAACGUUCCCAACGUGAAACGGUUCUUUCACCUGACAUGUGAGAAGGAGUUUCGUAAGAAGAUAAUGGAAGAAUACUUCACAUACUUGACGAAAUCUGCAGACAGUAUACUGCGCCAACGCGAGUGUCUCAAGAUCUACACUUACGACAGGCAACAACAUUCUUCCUGCUGGUUGUCCACCGUUUUCGAGCACCACACGACCUUCGAGACCCUAGCCAUUGAGCCGCAACUCAAGACCACUGUGAUCGACGAUCUUGAUGCUUUCUCUAAAGGAAAAGGCUUCUUCAAAAGCGUGGGACGCGCCUGGAAGCGUGGAUACCUUCUUUACGGUCCACCCGGUACUGGAAAAUCCUCUAUGGUGGCUGCGAUUGCUAACUACAUGAAGUACGAUAUCUAUGAUCUCCAGCUUCAAAGCGUUAGAGAUGAUAGUGAGUUGCGGAGGAUUCUCACCUCCAUUGCUAACAGGUCGAUUCUUCUCAUUGAAGACAUUGAUUGCGGAUCAAGGAAACGCCAGACCAAGGAAACAAAAGAAGAGAGGGUGUCUUUGUCUGGUCUGUUGAACUUAGUAGACGGGCUUUGGUCGAGCUGCGGAGAAGAGAGAAUCAUAAUUUUCACAACCAACCACAAGGAGAAGCUGGAUCCAUCGUUGCUGAGGCCAGGAAGAAUGGACAUUCACAUUCUCAUGGACUAUUGCACACCCUUUGUGUUCAAGAAGCUUGUCGCUUUGUACCUCAAGAUUGAUGACCAUAUCCUGUUUGAUCCCAUUGAGAAGCUCGUCCUUAAGGUGAGUGUAACUCCGGCUGAAGUCGCACAUCAACUCAUGGUGACUAAGAAUGCUGAUAUUGCACUCAAAAGUCUCCUCGAUUUAUUGGAAACCAAGACAGUGAAAGAGGAAGAAGAUACCAAAGAGAUUGAAGAUGGUGAUGAUACUAGGAAGCUGAACCAGAUGAAGAAAGAUAAGUAGAUAUCUAGUGCCGUUGAUUGUGUAUUGAAGACUACCUUAGUAUUUCA
Raphanus sativus (radish) is the source of this 1430-nucleotide messenger RNA. Its product is annotated as AAA-ATPase At1g43910-like. The transcript has 3 exons. The record is from RefSeq and is a predicted model, not a curated record. NCBI's taxonomy places the organism in Eukaryota, Viridiplantae, Streptophyta, Magnoliopsida, Brassicales, Brassicaceae. Gene Ontology annotation, molecular function: ATP hydrolysis activity; ATP binding. Bases 1 to 1383 code for a protein of 460 amino acids.